This is a messenger RNA of Asparagus officinalis (garden asparagus), 2047 nucleotides long. RefSeq names its product exocyst complex component EXO70A1-like. Gene Ontology annotation, molecular function: phosphatidylinositol-4,5-bisphosphate binding. Gene Ontology annotation, biological process: exocytosis. The transcript is spliced from 12 exons. The record is from RefSeq and is a predicted model, not a curated record. Gene Ontology annotation, cellular component: exocyst. The coding region runs from base 1 to 1851 and encodes 616 amino acids. NCBI's taxonomy places the organism in Eukaryota, Viridiplantae, Streptophyta, Magnoliopsida, Asparagales, Asparagaceae.
AUGGGGCCGGUUGAAACCCUAAUUGAGAGAGCGAGCUUACUGAGAGAAUCUCUACAAAAGAGCCAAACUAAUACUGACAGCAUGGUCGCCAUUCUUGGGUCCUUCGAUCACCGGCUCUCCGCCCUCGAGGCGGCAAUGCGGCCUACUCAGGUUCGAACGCAUGCGAUUAGGCUCGCACAUGAGAAUAUUGAUAAGUCGUUGAAGUCGGCCGGGGUGAUUCUGCGCCAAUUUGAUCUCUCUCGGCAGGCUGAGGCUAAAAUUCUGAAGGGGCCACAUGAGGAUCUUGAGAGCUAUUUGGAGGCAGUUGAACAGCUGAGGUCUAAUGUCAAAUUCUUUAGCUCAAAUAAAAAUUUUAAGAGUGAUGCGGUGCUAAACCACAUCAACAGUUUGUUAGCAAAGGCAAUCAUGAAGCUCGAUGAGGAGUUCAAGCAGCUUCUAGCUAAUUACAGCAAGCCUAUGGAACCUGACCGCCUUAUUGAGUGCCUUCCUAACUCUUUACGGCCACCAGCUGAAGGUGAAGGUGGUAAAAGUGCAUCAUCUAAUCAAUCUGACCACCAAGUCAAAAGCAUAGAAAAUGCUAUAUACAAACCACCAACUCUCAUUCCUCCAAGGAUUUUGCCGUUGUUGCAUGAUCUAGCUCAACAAAUGGUUCUAGCAGGAAACCAGCAACAGUGUCUAAAGAUUUAUCGAGAGACCCGUGCUUCAACUUUAGAACUGAGCCUUCGAAAAUUGGGAGUGGAGAAACUUGGUAAAGAUGAUGUGGCAAAGAUGCAGUGGGAAGUCUUAGAAGCAAAAAUUGGGAAUUGGAUCCACUUCAUGCGAAUUGCUGUCAAACUGCUGUUUGCUGCAGAGAGAAAAAUCUGUGACCAGAUUUUUGAGGGUGUUGAUAAUAAUCUGAAGGAUUAUUGUUUUGCUGAAGUAACUGCAGACAGUGUCUUGGUGCUUCUUAGUUUCGGGGAGGCUAUUGCUAAAAGUAAAAGGUCUCCAGAAAAGUUGUUUGUGCUUUUGGACAUGUAUGAGAUAAUGCAUGAGCUGCAUCCAGAAAUUGAAUCGAUUUUUGAGGGCAAAGCUUGUUCUGAGAUGAGAGAAUCUUCUCUUGCUCUGACGAAGCGCUUAGCGCAGACUGCUCAAGAAACCUUUGGUGAUUUUGAGGAAGCAGUUGAAAAGGACGCUACGAAAACAGCUGUACUUGAUGGAACUGUACACCCUUUGACUAGUUAUGUGAUUAAUUAUGUCAAGUUUCUCUUCGACUAUCAGUCAACGCUAAAGCUGCUUUUCAAAGAGUUUGAAACUGGAGAAGAUUCAGACUCCCAACUGGCAGUUGUAACAACACGGAUAAUGCAAGCUCUGCAGACCAACCUGGAUGGAAAAUCCAAGCAGUAUAAAGAUCCUGCUCUUACGUACCUAUUCCUUAUGAAUAACAUUCACUACAUAGUCAGAUCGGUUCGGCGGUCUGAAGCAAAGGAUUUAUUGGGUGAUGACUGGGUUCAGAGACACCGAAGGAUUGUGCAGCAAAAUGCAAAUCAGUAUAAGAGAGUUGCUUGGGCAAAGAUACUGCAGUGCCUUUCUGUUCCUGGUUCAGGUGACACGAACAACGCUAGUACACUCUCGAGAGCAGGAGUAAAGGAUAGGUUUAAGUCCUUUAACUUGCAAUUUGAGGAACUUCAUCAAAGGCAGUGCCAGUGGACGGUACCAGAUCCUGAGUUACGCGAGUCUUUGAGACUUGCAGUUGCUGAAGUUCUAUUACCAGCAUACAGAUCUUUCGCGAAACGUUUUGGAUACACUGCAGAAGACCUAGAUCGAAUGCUUGGAGAGUUCUUCGACGGAAGGACUUCUGAGCAGAAGCGCUGAAAUCUGACACCGAGAGAGGCCUAAUAUCUGGAGGUCAAAAAUAUUUUGCGUAUUUGCAAUUUUUUAAGUCAAAUUUGUUUAUUCUUUUAUUCACCUUGGUAAUAAUAAAAUUCAUGGGUGAAUUUAUCCACUUUGUGCAUGUAUUCAUAUGUAAUUAUUGGCAUUAAUGAAAUAAAAAAGUCUUGACGGUUGAUGG